Molecule: messenger RNA, 759 nt
Organism: Penaeus monodon (black tiger shrimp)
Lineage: Eukaryota; Metazoa; Arthropoda; Malacostraca; Decapoda; Penaeidae
Exons: 2
Coding region: 140-715 (191 amino acids)
Source: RefSeq, a predicted model, not a curated record
GGCUCGAAUCCGACAAGUGAGGCGAGGCGAGCGCAAGGCAGAGGCGGCCGCGAGCGUGAACGUCUGCUCGCCAUUUUCGCUGUUUUUUUCGCAUUUUAUCCCCUUCUCUGCGCUUUCCCUUCUCUCCCCGACCCUUGUCAUGGACCCUGGCGAGGACGGUAAAGUGUCCCUGGAGGGCGCCGCCGCCGCCGUCGCCGCCGUCACCAACGCCCCGUGCGCCCUCCUGGCCGCAGCCUCUCACGCCGCCGACGCUGUGCCGCUCCCGCCGGAGGUGGCCGCCAGCUCCGCCCACAGAGGCGCGGGCUGCCCGCUGGCGCCCACCGUGUCGCUUCCCGCCCCGGCGGUGGCGCCCCUGCAGCCCGAGGCCGACCCUGAGUUCCACUGGGGGCGCCGCCAGAUCUUGUCGCUCAUCGCGAAGGUCGAGGACUUCUUCGAGGACUUCUACGACGGGACCAAGAAGAAGAAGAUGAUCUGGAAGGCCGUCGCCGAGAGGAUGCGCGGGGAGGGCCACAACUGCACGGGCGCCGAGUGCGACAAGAAGUGGCGGAACCUGAAGGUGCGGAGGCGCUCUCGAGCUCUCUUGGGUCCUCCUUCGCUUCUCCCCCUGUUCUCUCCCACUGGAAAUCUUCCGCCCGUUCUUCAUCCUCUUCAGGCAGUUGCCAGUUAUAGAUUUCCUCCUCCUCCACCUCCCCCUUGCCAGGCUGUGCUCCUUUAAUGGCCUUCCUCCUCCUCCUCCUUAUUUGGCGCUUGGGCAGAGCG